Molecule: messenger RNA, 891 nt
Organism: Monosiga brevicollis MX1
Lineage: Eukaryota; Choanoflagellata; Craspedida; Salpingoecidae
Exons: 8
Coding region: 1-891 (296 amino acids)
Biological process (GO): protein phosphorylation; MAPK cascade
Molecular function (GO): ATP binding; MAP kinase kinase activity
Source: RefSeq, a predicted model, not a curated record
AUGGCGCGCUCCUUCAAGGGUCGCCUGAAGAGUGCAAGCUUGCGCAUUGAUACCACCAAAGCUGCUGAAGGUACCAUGCAGUCCCUGAACGAGCUCUUGGCCAAGCGCGGUCGUCUCGGCGUCUGCACCAUCCAGGGGCAGGAUUAUUCCUGCACGCCCGAGGCCUUUGAGCCGAUGCAUUGCUGGGAACAUUGUGGAUCCGGUGAAUACGGCUCUGUCUACAAGGCACUUCAUCGAGCCUCGGGUGCCGUGUGCGCCAUUAAGAUAGUGUCUGAGAAGAACACCGAGCCCAAAUCGCGUGAACAUUUGCUCAAUGAUCUUGAUGUCAUUCGCACGGCCAAUCAUGAUCAUAUUGUCAAGUUUUAUGGUUUCGACUUUCAGGAUAAUGCCAUGCGCAUCAUCAUGGAACACGCCCGCUGUGAUUGGAACACACUGGUGGGCCAGGCAGCGCUCUUAACACCGCAAGAUACCGCUGCUCCCGAGGGCGUGGUGCGCCUUUUCGCUCUCUCUGUCGUCCGUGCCCUGGUAUAUUUGGCCGACAACCUCAACACUUUCCAUCGCGACGUCAAACCUGCCAACGUCCUGCUGGCGCACGAUGGCAGCGUCAAACUUUGCGAUUUUGGCAUUUGUAAACGGGUGGCACCAGAGCAAGUAUUGCGCGCCACUACCAAAGUGGGCUGCUAUGCCUAUCUUCCGCCGGAACGGCUUCUCAAUCAGGUGGCCAACUACGACUCAAGAACAGAUGUCUGGGCUCUUGGCGUGACCUGUUUGCAACUGGGAACGCUUGCGCGCUGCCCCAUCCCCCUACGCGAUGAUUUUCGGCUUCUCCAGCUCAUGAACAACAUCAAGUCUGGCGGUCUGUACUUUGCCCCUCAGCUCUCUUACAUCUGA